UCAUCUGAAUGUGUGUAAGAGUGUGUGUGUUGUGUGUGUGUGAGAGAGAGAGCUUCCAGCCAGCAUAAGGGCCGAACACUGAGGUGUCAGCGCACCCGGACACAGGACAGCCAUGGCCCUGCUCGAUCUAGCUUUGCAGGGGUUCUCCAUCUUCGGAUUUCUCUUGUUUAUCGUCCUCUGGCUCAUGCACCUCGUGUCAAUCAUCUACGUCCGUCUUCAUCUCAACAAGAAGACCCCAGACAAGGUGCCGUACAGCAAACUGGCUGGUGUCUCGCUGCUGAAGCCCCUCAAGGGGGUGGACCCCAAUCUAAUAAACAAUCUUGAGACCUUUUUUGAGCUGGACUAUCCCAAGUAUGAGAUUCUGCUCUGUGUCCAAGACCAUGACGAUCCAGCCAUCGAUGUUUGUAAAAAGCUUCUGGGCAAAUAUCCGAAUGUUGAUGCCAGGCUAUUUAUAGGAGGAAAGAAAGUUGGCAUCAAUCCGAAAAUAAAUAACCUCAUGCCAGCUUAUGAAGGGGCAAGGUAUGAACUCGUCUGGAUCUGUGACAGUGGCAUUCGAGUGAAGCCAGACACUCUCACUGAUAUGGCUAAUCAGAUGACGGAGAAGGUGGGACUGGUUCACGGCCUUCCUUAUGUGGCAGACAGACAAGGAUUUGCCGCCACAUUGGAGCAGGUUUAUUUUGGAACGUCACAUCCUCGUUCCUACAUCUCGGCCAAUGUAACGGGGAUCAAGUGCGUCACCGGGAUGUCGUGUCUCAUGAGGAAGGACGUCCUGGACCAGGCCGGCGGGCUGAUUGCGUUCGCUCAGUACAUCGCUGAAGAUUACUUCAUGGCCAAGGCCAUCGCAGACAGAGGAUGGAAGUUUUCCAUGGCAACGCAGGUAGCCAUGCAGAAUUCUGGCUCAUACUCCAUCGCACAAUUCCAGUCUCGCAUGAUCAGAUGGGCCAAGCUCAGAAUCAACAUGCUGCCAGGCACCAUCAUUGAGCCAAUCUCAGAGUGCUUUGUGGCGAGCCUUAUCAUCGGCUGGGCCGCGCACCAUGUGUUCCGCUGGGACAUCAUGGUGUUUUUCCUGUGCCAUUGUCUGGCCUGGUUCAUUUCUGAUUACAUCCAGCUCAGAGGAGUACAGGGCGGCCCUCCAUCCUUCUCUAAGCUGGACUAUGCAGUGGCCUGGUUCAUCAGGGAGUCCAUGACCAUUCAGAUUUUCUUGUCCGCUCUUUGGGACCCCACCAUCAGCUGGAGGGCGGGACGCUACCGAUUGCGUUGCGGAGGUACAGCAGAGGAAAUCUUGGAUGUUUAAACGGCACCGUGUGCCAAGGACUAUGCACUGGUGUAAACAAGGAAACAGAACUGCGAGAAGACGUGGGCGCAGAUGGACAAAUGAACUGAAACUUGUUUUGUUUUUUUUUUGUUCUAGGUUUUAUUCCAACUCCUGAUAGUUUUUAUCCUGUGACUUUAGCAAGCUUGAAUAGAUUAUUUAUGUCCUUGGUGCUGUUUUGUUUUUCCUGUGAGGUUCCUUGACAAUUUGAGACCUCAUUCUAGAUGAGCCAAAUGUUAUGAAGGGGUGAAGAAGAGAAAAUUUACGAGGAAACGAUGUCUGGUGGCACUUAAGGAGACAUCAGAACCCUGAUGAAAUCACAUCUAAAUUCAACUUUUUUUUUUUCUAAGGUCCUUGCAGCUUGUUUAGUGGUGGUUGAACAACUCUGUAUAUUGAGACAUAUCCGUUUUAUCAUGUGUUCGGAUGAACGGUAUGGUUUUUAAACGUUAUAUCGGCACGGAAGUGGGGUAGAGAAUGACUGAAGCCUUUUAAAAUGGCACUAGCGCAUGAAUGGAUCACUUGCUUAUCACAGUGUUGCUCCCAACAUACAGCACUCUUGCCAUAUUUUAUAGAUUUUUGGAUGCUCAAAACGGAUCCACUCAGGUCCAUUUUAUGUUUACUGGACAGAGCAAUAUCUUCUGUAGAGGUUAUACAUAGGAAAUUGUGGCAGAGGUUCGUAUACUGUCGAACUAUCGUGAAACAACGCAACGCUUGUACAGUCUUUGCAGCCACCCUGCAGUAUUCAAACAAGAGGUAUAAAGGCCUAGUUUGAGCCCGAGUUAUCUUCAACAUGAUAUCAGCCGAUUUAAUUGCAUAUCUUGUGAAAUUUCGUGCCAUUUGAAGAGCAAACGUUUUAAACGUUAUAAUUUGUUGGUUUCUUAAAAGCCGACACCAUGUUUUUUCUUCAAGGACUUUAUCUUCCUGUGCUUCUUUCUCUGCACUAUUUGCUCUCGUACCACAAUCAGGGUUUGCUAAAACAUUUCCUCCCGUGCCGCAGCCGCUGUUUGUUUGAGAAGCUCUGUCAGUAUUUUCCUGCAAAUGUUUGACUGGAUAUAAAUGCUCAGAUUUACCUCUAAACUGUCCGAACAUUUCAUCCAACGCCAUUUCAGCUAAUUAAACCAAAUUCUGUUGUCACUAAGAAUUUGAGAAGUUCAAGUUAAUAUAUACACUGUUUGUUUGUUUUUUGAGUUAUUGUGCAAAAUUAUUGGCAAACAUCUGCAUUUACGCUCUGAGACAUUUCAAAACAUUGCAGUCGCACAGUGUGCCUUUUGGCUUUUUUAAUUCCCCCAACAACGUAAACCCCCUUAUCUUCGAAAAGUCAAACACUAUUCACGAAACAAUUGACAUUCUUCUCCGCCUUUUUCCUUGUAUCUUCGAGGAACUGCUUGUGUGUUUCGUACUGUCAGCACUUUGUUGUUAAACCGCUCUUUCUGCAUUUCCCUCAUUUCUUAACCGUCUUGCCCGCCUUCAUGUGCUGCUGUGUGUUCAUGAUUCCUGGCGCUGUAAGUGACAUACCCAUGCUAGCAUUGGCAGUAUUGUUUAAUAGGUGAUCUACUCAUUUACCUGGACAGUUCGACCCUUUCUUGUUAUUAUAAAACCAUAAUAUGUGAUUCAGGAAGGCCAUGCGUCUUCAUUGUCCAUCAGCUGCCAUUUAGGAAGUGAUUAACACUUUUUCAGCCCAAUGCCAAACCUUCCAUUGAUUGAGUUUAUGGUAUUGGUUUAUUAUUUCUAAUUUGAAUGCAUUUGAGUUUGUUCUACUGAACACUUGGGCUGACUAAUGGAAAUAUAUAUAGUUAAACUUGUGUUUUGUGCAUGAGGCCACAAAAUGAAUGCCAUUUGUUCGUAACAUUGCAGUUAAAGUAUUAACAGUAAGCAAUAACCUUAUACAUUAUAAACUGUUAUACUGUAUUCAGGCUGUGAAACAAAAGCAAGCUUCCAAACCCAUUUCUUUGUCCACUUGUGGAAUAAUAAACAUUUCAGAUUUUGUUGACCGUUUCACAUGAAUUGUUCCUCAUACAAACAAUGGGCAUCAAUUAUGAAACACGAACGAAAUUGUUUAAAAGGCAUUCUUAAAUUGUUACAUGGAAUUCAUUUGUUAAAGCAUUCUUGUAAAAAUUGUUGCGUUAAAUUGAAUAAUUUGCAAAACCAUUCUUCCGUAAAUUGGAAUUGGUUUUUAACAAAUUAUUCACUUGAAGGUGAUAAUUUAUAUGAGCGGUUUUAUGAAUUAUUUCCAAUUUAAGCAAGAACGGUUUUACGGACUAUUCCAUGAAUUGAAUAAUUUUGCAAAAAAAAAUUCUUGCGUAAUUAGAUUGAAAUAGUAGUUAAAACCAUUUUUGCAUAAAUUAAAUUCAGUGCUACAAUUUAACGCUUUUAGGAAAGGUUUUUACAUAGGAAUGGUUUUAUGAUUAACAAAAAUGAAUAAGGCCCAAUGUGUUGUUGUUCGGCAGCAUUGGUAAAAUUGAAUGUACGUUUGCAUAAACAUGUGACUUAACAUGUUUCUUUUUUUUUUUCUACAGUACCACUUGAAAUUCCACUGUAGAAACCAUAACAUUUUGUUUAGGGAAGGGGAAAUCCAGCUUUUUUCUGCAACUAUCCAACUUCUGCUCUUACUUUCAACCAUAUCUGCUGGCUCUUAUUUUAUAUAUGUGAAAUAUUGUGUCAAAAAAGUAACUUGUAAAUUCACCUCAUUUAUGAAAAGUCUACAAUGCACUGUAAAUUUCCUGUUUAGACUUUUCCCUGGCUGUGAGAGAAUGCUGUGUUUGCGGAAAUAUGCUGUUUAUGGCCUUUUUUGAUAUGUCAAUUCUGAAAGGAUUGUAUUAUCGUUAAGUUCUGUGGGGAACUGGACUUUUUUUUUUCUCCAUAAGUGUACAGUUGUAUGUUUGUUGGAUUAACAUGUUUUGUAGAAGACUGGUGACCCGUAUGGUGCCAUGUGGACAUGAGAAAAUGUGUGUGUGUUCUGCACUUGUCAACCUGAGUACCAGCAGCUGUUUACUCGCAACUACAGUCUAAAGAAGUGUGGCAGUCUACAUGAACUGUAUUGGGUUGGAAUUACUGGAUCUGAAACAAUAUGGCUAUGUUUGGGGACUUUCUGGGCUGCCUUUUGAAACAGACAAUGUGUGACUCAUCCUGUGGUAUGAUUGAAACUACUACAUUUCACUCAUGAUCAGUCUUUACUACAGCCCUGGACUCAAGGUUGAACAAAACGACCAAGCAAAACUACUGCUACAUGUCUACCAUCCACGGUCAAUCAGAGAGCAAAAAAAAAAAAAAGUCUAGUUGUGAUCCACCGCUUUUAUUUUACGUGCUGUAAGUUGACAAAAGAGCAAAGGAAAAAGCUUUUAACUUUUUUUUUAAAAGAGUAUGUACAGUUUAUUUAUGAAGUUUGGUUGAUAACCAUUACAUACACUGCUUCUUGAGGCUUAAUUUAUCAUCAAGUUGUACAUUUAUGUUUUUCCCUAUGAGCUUGUUCAUUUUUUUUCUGGCAGUGUAAAGGUAUGGCUGGACAGACUUCAGUUUUUGAAUAUUUUGUGUGUUUUUUUUCGUAGAUGUCGUGUGCUGUACUCUUGAUGCUGAAUGCGUAAUCCACAGCUGGAAACUGUGUCAUUACAGAUAAAUUAAAGCUUUAUCAAGCAAUAUAAAAAGUG
This is a messenger RNA of Pimephales promelas (fathead minnow), 4956 nucleotides long. RefSeq names its product UDP-glucose ceramide glucosyltransferase (gene ugcg). Gene Ontology annotation, biological process: glucosylceramide biosynthetic process. Gene Ontology annotation, cellular component: membrane. Gene Ontology annotation, molecular function: ceramide glucosyltransferase activity. Lineage: Eukaryota; Metazoa; Chordata; Actinopteri; Cypriniformes; Leuciscidae. The record is from RefSeq and is a predicted model, not a curated record.